GUGACACGAAACAGCACAUAGCUUCAGUGGCUGGUUGUGUGUAGGAGUCCUCUUCAGUGCGAGCAGCUCCACUGAAGUGCAUGUAACUGUAGCUGAUAGACACAGAUCUGGGUGAUGUGAUGUUUCUUCUGCUGCUGCUGCCCAAGUUGGCUUCUGUGUCUUUCCCGACCUGUUAGCCGAACUGGAGAAAUUAUAUCUUUAUAGCUUUUUUGUUGUUGCUGUUUUAUUUCCCGAAGCCUAACUGGGAACUUCUUUACAUUUCACACCUUCAAAGUAGCUUUUUUCUGUACAUGGCUGAAUCUUUCUGCAUCUCAUGGUAUAAGUUUGUCUAUUCAUGGGGCUGAAAAACAGAGUCGAAACCAUCACAAAAGAAGUGCAGCUUGCCAUCACACUUCAGAGCACCUGCCUGUGGUCAGGCAUUCCUCACUCCCGCCUGUUAGAAAGUCAAUAAACAUGGAGGAGUCGUCCUCUGGAUCCCCAGACUCAGCAGUCACUAAUGGAAAAGUAUCUCACCCAGCAAUUAGAGACGUCAAUAUUUUCUUUGACGGGUCUGAGGGUGUCAACAACCCGUCCAAGGACGAUGACUCUCUCCUUCACCCGGGCAACCUGACAAGUACCUCUGAGGACAGAAGCCGAUUGGAAACAGAAAAAGAUGGUGUGAAAGAAACAAGUAAAUUGAGUGGACUGUUUUUCAGGGAUGGGAAGUGUCGGAUUGAUUAUAUUGUUGUUUACAGAAAGUCCAGUCCACAAACAGAAAAAAGAGAGGUCUUUGAAAGAAAUAUCAGAGCAGAAGGACUACAGAUGGAAAAAGAGUCCUCUAUAACAAACAGCGACAUCAUUUUUCUGAAGUUGCAUGCCCCUUGGGAAGUUCUUUGCAGAUAUGCAGAACUAAUGAACAUACGUAUGCCUUUCAGGAGAAAAAUCUAUUACCUGCACCGGCGCUUCAAGUUCAUGAGCAGGAUGGAGAAACGAAUAAGCAGGUUUCGAGGAUGGCUGCCUCGAAAACCAAUGAAGUUUGACAAGGAGACUUUACCAGACCUGGAGGAGAAUGACAGCUACACUGCCCCCUUCAGUCAGCAGAGGAUACACCACUUUAUUAUACACAACAAAGAUACUUUCUUUAAUAAUGCCACAAGAAGCCGAAUUGUCCAUCAUAUUCUGCAGAGGAUCAAAUAUGAAGAAGGAAAGAAUAAAAUUGGACUUAACCGUCUGCUGAGCAAUAAUUCCUAUGAAGCAGCCUUUCCACUUCAUGAGGGAAGUUACAGGAGUAAGAACUCAAUAAGGACCCACGGAGCAGACAACCACAGACACCUGCUGUAUGAGUGCUGGGCCUGGUGGGGAGUCUGGUAUAAAUACCAACCUCUGGAUCUUGUACGGCAAUAUUUUGGUGAGAAGAUCGGUCUGUACUUUGCCUGGCUUGGCUGGUACACUGGAAUGCUUUUUCCAGCUGCCUUUGUGGGACUGAUAGUAUUUCUGUAUGGAGUCUUCACCCUGGAUUAUUGUCAAGUCAGUAAAGAAGUCUGCCAAGCAAGCGAUAUUAUAAUGUGUCCUUUGUGUGAUAAGUACUGUCCCUACAUGAAACUGUCAGACAGCUGUGUCUAUGCCAAGGUUACACAUCUUUUUGACAACGGAGCAACUGUCUUUUUUGCUGUUUUCAUGGCAGUAUGGGCGACAGUCUUCUUGGAGUUCUGGAAAAGAAGGCGUGCAGUGAUUGCCUAUGACUGGGACCUGAUUGACUGGGAGGAGGAAGAGGAAGAGAUCCGCCCACAGUUUGAAGCCAAAUACUCAAAGAAGGAGAGAGUGAAUCCCAUAUCUGGGAAGCCAGAGCCUUAUCAAGCUUUUACAGACAAAUGCAGCCGGCUGAUCGUGUCAGCAUCUGGGAUAUUCUUCAUGAUCUUAGUGGUGAUUGCUGCUGUUUUUGGCAUUGUUAUCUACCGUGUGGUGACUGUGAGCACUUUUGCUGCCUUUGAAUGGGCUUUAAUCAGGAAAAACUCUCAGGUUGCAACUACAGGAACAGCAGUCUGCAUCAACUUCUGUAUUAUCAUGUUACUGAAUGUGUUAUAUGAAAAAGUUGCCCUCAUACUUACAAAUUUAGAACAGCCUCGUACAGAGUCUGAGUGGGAGAACAGCUUUACACUGAAAAUGUUUCUGUUUCAGUUUGUCAAUCUGAACAGCUCUACGUUUUAUAUUGCCUUCUUCUUAGGAAGAUUCACAGGGCGCCCUGGUGCCUACCUGAGGCUCAUAAACAGAUGGAAGCUAGAAGAGUGUCACCCGAGUGGAUGCCUUAUCGACCUCUGUAUGCAGAUGGGAAUCAUAAUGGUACUCAAACAGACAUGGAAUAAUUUCAUGGAGCUUGGCUACCCGUUGAUUCAGAACUGGUGGACACGGAGGAGGCUACGACAAGAACAUGGCCAUGAAGCAAAGGCAAGCUUCCCACAGUGGGAAAAAGACUUCAACCUCCAGCCAAUGAAUGAUUAUGGACUGUUUGACGAAUAUUUAGAGAUGAUUCUGCAGUUUGGCUUCACAACCAUAUUUGUGGCAGCUUUUCCUCUGGCACCACUCUUAGCCUUAUUGAACAACAUCAUUGAAAUCCGACUUGAUGCUUAUAAAUUUGUUACGCAGUGGAGAAGACCCUUAGCCUCAAGAGCCAAAGAUAUAGGUAUCUGGUAUGGUAUUCUGGAAGGCAUUGGAAUCCUCUCUGUUAUCACGAAUGCAUUUGUAAUAGCAGUGACUUCAGACUUCAUCCCCCGACUUGUCUAUGCAUACAAGUAUGGGCCCUGUGCAGGGCAAGGGCAAGCUGGAGAAAAGUGCAUGGUGGGAUACGUAAAUGCAAGCUUGUCAGUGUUCCAAGUGUCAGAUUUUGAAAACCGUUCCGAGCCCAAAACAGAUGGAUCAAUAAAAUACUGCAGAUACAGAGAUUAUAGAGACCCUCCUAAUUCCAAAGAGCCUUACAGCUACACACUACAGUUCUGGCAUGUUCUAGCAGCACGGCUAGCUUUCAUCAUUGUGUUUGAGCACAUGGUUUUUACCAUAAAAAAUCUGAUUUCCUACCUGAUCCCAGACCUACCGAAAGACCUGAGGGAUCGAAUGCGGAGGGAAAAGUACCUGAUUCAGGAAAUGAUGUAUGAGGCAGAGCUGGAUCGCCUUCAGAAAGAAAGGAAUGAGAGGAAGAAGAAUGGAAAAUCUCAUCACAAUGAGUGGCCCUAAACAUAACACUGAAAAAGGUUUAAUCUACAUCCUCUGUUUACGUAUUCCUGCUCUGAAGCCCGUUGCUUCUGGAGAAUGAAUCAAUGCAGCCUCAAUGCAUGCCAGGAGAUGUUUUACAAGGCAAGCUGAUCAGCACAUUUACCAAGGGGUGUACUGUGAACACUUUUUGCAAUCAACCAAUACAAUAUUAACUGUUUCUAACACUGCAAGCAUGUUCCUAUAAAAUGCAACAGUUUGUACUUUGAAGAAGUGUUGUAUGACUGGCCAUUUUACAACAGUUUACUGCUUUUCUCAGAUGUUGCAUCUUCUUCCUUUUACAGUUUGUCAUACCUUUAGUGACUGAAUGUACAGUAAAUAAAAAAUGGAAACUUGUAUGUAAGUAAAUGGUCUGUCUGCUGUAACAUGCUCUUACUCUUACAUUGUAUUCAACAAAAACCCUGUUUACAAUUCGAUCCUUUUUUUUUAUUUCAGACCUUUAAAAAGAUUGAUGAUAUGACAUAUAUUGCUCAAUUGUAAAUAGCCAGAUAUUUAAGAGAAUGUUGAAUUUUCAUCAAAUUAAGGAUCGAUUCAUGAACGUGAGGCCAUGUUUACUGCUUAUAUAGUGUGAUACAAUACAAAUGUAAAAUAAACAUGCAUCUGAACUUUACCAGUGGUAAGUGUCGUUAAAAUGCUCAAAUGCUUUCUGCAAAACGUGUCUACCUGUUACAAACCGACAUGUAUGGCUUGGGUUUUGAAAUUGUCUCAUGGAUCUUUCUGUACAUUUUUGCAGUAUAUUGUAUAUUCUUCAUGCAGCAUUGCCCUUGACUAUGGCACUGAAGACGUCAUUUUGGUGGAUUGUUAACAGAUUGAGGAGCCAGUAAUUCAGAUUUUGAUGUGUUCUCAUAAUGCAGCCCUCGUGAAAAGAAAGCAUGUGUUGUGUAUUUAAUGAUUAAAUGCAGGGGGGUAGGUCUAGUUAGACUUUUUAAAAUUCCCAUUCAAUCUGUCAAUCAGUGUCCUUCCGGUUUUUCAAUA
Polyodon spathula (Mississippi paddlefish) is the source of this 4218-nucleotide messenger RNA. Its product is annotated as anoctamin-4. The coding region runs from base 454 to 3207 and encodes 917 amino acids. The transcript has 27 exons. Gene Ontology annotation, biological process: chloride transmembrane transport. Lineage: Eukaryota; Metazoa; Chordata; Actinopteri; Acipenseriformes; Polyodontidae. Gene Ontology annotation, molecular function: chloride channel activity; protein dimerization activity. The record is from RefSeq and is a predicted model, not a curated record. Gene Ontology annotation, cellular component: plasma membrane.